This is a messenger RNA of Chaetomium fimeti, 2313 nucleotides long. Its product is annotated as AKAP7 2'5' RNA ligase-like domain-containing protein. The record is from RefSeq and is a predicted model, not a curated record. Gene Ontology annotation, biological process: regulation of DNA-templated transcription; DNA alkylation repair. The coding region runs from base 1 to 2313 and encodes 770 amino acids. Gene Ontology annotation, cellular component: nucleus. The transcript has 8 exons. Lineage: Eukaryota; Fungi; Ascomycota; Sordariomycetes; Sordariales; Chaetomiaceae.
AUGCCCCCCAAACCCUUCCCCACCCGCCCAGCAGCAACCGCCGCCGCAACAGCAACAGCAGCAGCAGCAGCAACCACAGCAGCAACACCCCCACCCCCGCGAACACCCCCAACGCACUUCCUCUGCAUCCCCCUCGCCACCUCCAAACCCGCCCGCGCCCAGCUCGCCACCUCGCUGUCCGCCUUUCGCGCCGAUGUGUGUGCGCCCCCGCUCGGCUUCGGCGCUGCCGGGGCUGCUGGCGGCGCUGUUGACAUUCCGCCGGAUGCGGUGCGGCCGGUGGGGACGCUGCAUUUGACGUUGGGGGUUAUGAGUUUUCCGGAGAGGGGGGUGCUAAGGAGGGUGAAAAAGGAGAAGGGGUUGGACAGGGCGAGGGAGGUGUUGGCUGGGGUGGGGCUGGCGGGUGUUUGGAGGGCGGUGGUUGCGGAGUGGAGGGCUAGGAUGGCGAUACAAGGGCGGGCUAUCACCCUGAGGGGCCUGGCGAGCAUGCAGCCGGCCGACAGAGCGGCGGUACUCUACGCGCCUCCUGUUGACCAGUUUGGGUUGCUCCAGGCCUUCUGUGAAAGGGUGCGAGACGUGUUCAGGGACGCAGAGCUCAUGGUCGACGAAGGCAGGCCGCUGCUGUUGCACGCUACGGUGGUGAAUACGGUGUAUGUCAAGGGCAGAGGAGGUAAAGGAGGGCGGAAACGGGAGCGGUUGGUGUUCGAUGCCACGGAUAUUAUCGAACGGUAUGAGGAUCAGGUGUGGAUAAAGGAUAUACCGGUCGAAAAGGUCGCGAUAUACAUGACUCCUCCCUCUAAACGCCGCCCACCCUCAGGGGCCGGGCCUAAAGGCGGCAGCACCAACGGCCCUCGCUCUCCCCCACGGCCGACUCGAACCUCCCCGAGCAACACCCGCAACACCAACACCGGCAGCAACUCUACCAACAACCCAAGCAACAGCACCUUUAUCUCACCUCCGCCUCGAGCCGCCCUGAGCGGCACAUCCUCCCCAGCCCCCGACAACCCUCGCAACAGCAACAACACCACCACCAAAGACAGCCCCCACCUAGCCCCAACAACAACAAGAACCGCCGGGCGCAACCGCUCCCCCUCUCCCAGCCCACUCCCUAAAACAGCAACAACAACAACAACAACAACAACAGCCACAGCGGGUACAACCACGGCGACAUCAGCGGCCAUCGCAACAUGCCAGUCGGCGCUGCGCGAGAAGGACGUGCGCAUCGCGUCGCUGGAGCGCGAGCUCGCGCUGAUGGAGUCCGAGUUCCACCGCGAGCUGGACAAGCUCAGCAGCGCCGAGAGCGAGACGGCCGCCUUCUGGCAGGCCAAGUACGCCGCGCUGGAGAAGACGAGAGGGGCAAGGUGUGGGGUUGUGGAAGGUGGCGGUGGCGGUGGCGUGGAGGUGGAGGGGGAGUUGAGGGAGGCUAGGGGCGCGUGGGAACGGGUGAGGGAUAUGCUCGACCAGAAGGAGGACGAGGUUGCGGAGUUGAAGGCGCAGGUUCGCGGGCUGAAGGAGUGGGUCAGCGUGAGCACGCGAGCGGACGGGGAGGCGCAGACGAGUGACGAGGUCUUUGGGGAGGGCAUGGCACGGUUGGGGAAUGGGUUGCAGAAUUGGGUGCUGGUGAACUUUAGACGGGCCAGGGUUGCAGACUUAUCCGGCUCCCAUGAAGAUACGAUAUCGGAAUUGGCCCGUCUGGUGCCCAUGUACGAAGAGCUAGCCUCGACAUCGAGAAUCCAUUUGCUUCAGUCGGUUGUCUCGCGGUUUCUUGUCGAGCUCGUGUUUGGCGCUUAUUUUAUUGGGCUUCCUACCGAUGUGGCUGCGCAGAUCAAACAGGUUGAGGAUUUCCUCUCCUCUGCAUCGUCCCCUGAAUCGGUCAACCAAUGGCGCUCUCUCACCCUAACCACCAUCAAAAAGGACGCCAGCGAGAAGCUCCAAACCGAAACCUCCAAGGUCGUUGAAACGGUAGUUUCCAAGGUUAACGACCUCCUUGACCCAUUAACCAACACGAAAUCAACAGAGGCUCGAGACCAAGGCCUACAGGCACUCGUUCACAGCGCCAUUGAACUCUCUCGGCUACUUGCCGUGCAAAAAGCGGUCUUCAAGAUCGAGAUGCCCGAGAUCCUUCCCCACCAGUGCAUCGUGUUUAACGGGGAGACGAUGGAAGACAUUGGGGGCGAAGACGAGGACAGCCUGGCGGACAGGGAAAUCUGCUGUGUCACCUUCCCGGGCAUCAUCAAACGGGGCGAUGAGAGCGGCGGGCACUUGCAGUACCGGAACGUGAUAUCCAAGGCCAAGGUGCUCUGCAGUCCAGAAUAG